Molecule: messenger RNA, 2676 nt
Organism: Gekko japonicus
Lineage: Eukaryota; Metazoa; Chordata; Lepidosauria; Squamata; Gekkonidae
Gene: SCNN1G
Product: sodium channel, non voltage gated 1 gamma subunit
Exons: 13
Coding region: 1-2073 (690 amino acids)
Biological process (GO): sodium ion transmembrane transport
Cellular component (GO): membrane
Molecular function (GO): ligand-gated sodium channel activity
Source: RefSeq, a predicted model, not a curated record
AUGGGCUUUCAGACCUUGGCGGCGGCGGCGGCAUCGGCGUCGGAGGGCGUCGUCGGGCUGGCCCCGUCGGAGAAGAUCAAGGCGAAGCUGAAGCGGACGCUGCCGGUGCGGGGCCCGCAGGCGCCCACCCUGCGCGAGCUGAUGCGCUGGUACUGCAUGAACACCAACACCCACGGCUGCCGGCGCAUCGUCGUCUCCCGCGGCCGCCUCCGCCGCGCCCUCUGGAUCCUGCUCACCCUCACGGCCGUCGGCCUCAUCCUCUGGUACUGCGCCCAGCUCAUCCUCAACUACUACAUGGCCUCCGUCUCCGUCACCGUCCAGUUCCACAAGCUCCCCUUCCCCGCCGUCACCAUCUGCAACAUCAACCCCUACAAGUACAGCGCCAUAAAAGGCCACCUGGAGGAGCUGGACAAGCAGACCAUGGUCGCCCUGGAGUCCCUCUACAACUUCUCGGGCAGCCCCUCCUCGCUCCGGGCCCGGCGGGAGGCAGACCCCCAGCCCCCCAGGAAGAGCGCCUUCCUCAAGCGCUUCCCUCUGAUGAAGAUGGACAGCCUCCGGAGCAGGACGGGCGUGGACUUGGCCACGGGUCACCGGCGGCGGGUUGCCAGCACGGUGGUGAGCCCGGAGGGCUCGACCAUGGUGAAGAACCCCAAAGACGUCGUGGGCUUUCAGCUGUGUGACUCCAGCGACAACGGCAGCUGCGCCCUGUACACCUUCAGCUCUGGGGUGAACGCCAUCCAGGAGUGGUACAAGCUGCACUACAUGAACAUCAUGGCCCAGAUCGACGCAGAGGAGAAAGUGCGGAUGAGCUACUCGGCGGAAGAGAUGAUUCUCAGCUGCUCCUUCGACGGCAUGUCGUGCGAUGCCCGGAACUUCAGCUCCUUCCACCACCCGCUGCACGGGAACUGCUACACCUUCAACAGUGGGAAGGGCGGUCGGAUCCUGAGCACAUCGACGGGAGGCAGCGAGUACGGACUGCAGGUGAUCCUGUACAUCGAGGAAGCCGACUACAACCCCUUCCUGGUGACGUCCACAGGGGCCAAGAUCGUGGUCCACGACCAGGACGAGUACCCCUUCAUCGAGGACAUCGGCACCGAGAUCGAGACGGCCACGGCCACCUCCAUUGGGAUGCACUUUACCAAGUCCACCCGCCUCAGCAAGCCCUACAGCAACUGCACGGAGAACGGGAAGGACAUCCCCAUCGAAAACCUGUACAACAAAAGCUACUCCCUGCAGGUGGAGGUUUCCGUUUCUCUGCGCCUGUCUCUGGACCGAUGCAAGACGCACUUCCUGUGUCUGCCUCCACGGAGGCUUCUGCCCCAGGAAAGCGGCCUGUCUUCCAAGGCCCCCCCCUCCCCCCGGGGCUCCUUGCCGGUGUACUGCUACUACAAACUCCACAACGACUUUGUGCAGGAGAAGCUGGGCUGCCAGCAGAUCUGUAAGGAGGCCUGCAGCUUGAAGGAGUGGACCCUCACUACCAGCCUGGCCCAGUGGCCGUCGACAGUGUCCGAGGAAUGGAUGCUGCGGGCCCUCUCCUGGAACCGAGGGAAGGACAGCACGGCCGUCUUGAACAAGACAGACCUGGCAAACCUCAUGGUGUUCUACAAGGACCUGAACGAGAGGCUGAUUGUGGAGAACCCAGCAAACAAUAUCGUCCUCCUCCUGGCCAACUUCGGGGGCCAGCUGGGCCUGUGGAUGAGCUGCUCCAUGGUCUGCGUCCUCGAGAUCAUCGAGGUCUUCUUCAUCGACACCUUCUCCAUCAUCUUGCGGCGCCGCUGGCAGAAGGCAAAGAAAUGGUGGCUUGGCCGGAGGGGCGGGGCAGGCCUGGAGCCCGGGCAGGGCCCCGAGGAGGAGGAGGAGGACGGCCGCGGCGGCUCCCGGGGCCACGACAACCCCGCCUGCCUGGGCGACAACGACCUGCCCACCUUCAACACGGCCCUCCAGCUGCCCCUGUCCCCAGAGGGCCUGGCCCCCCGGACUCCCCCACCCACCUACAGCACCCUCCACCUGGACAGCAGCACCUUCCGGGAGCAGCAAAUGGCCGACACCCGCGAGGGGGGACGGGCGCCCUGAGGGCGAUUCCGGGCACCGCACUGGGGGGGGGACAGACCCGACGGGCCGUUCCUCGGGACGAGCCGGCCCCAGUGCUGUGGGGUGGCGGAAGGGGGGGGCGAUGCCCUGCUGUGCCCCUGGCUGGAAUCUGGAACUGACCUUCGUCUUGGCUCCAAGAAGCCCAGCCAAGACCCAGGCGGUGCUCCAAAGGGGGCCGGGGGUGGGGAAGGCUCGUUUCCCCAGGGUGGAAAGGAUUCCUAUGCCAAGCUAGCUGGGGAGGAGGGGGCAUGGGGGGGAGCAACUACCUCUUCACUGGGGAACACCACCACCAUCACCACCACCGCCCUACAGACUGCAGACGGAUGUCUCUUCCGGCUCCUGGCAACACCUGUGGGGGGACCGGCUGCCCCCCCCCAGCGUGCCGGUGGGGUGAGGUGGGUGUGGGACUUUCCCCAUCCGCAGAAGGGCUGCGUGGGGCUUGGCGGGGAGGGGGGAGGAGAUGCUUCCUAUGUCCCAAAGAGAGCGAGUUGGAGAGAAUGUGCAGGAUACGCUUCGUGGACUUGCCGUUUGUGUCUGCGGAAUUACGUAGCAUCUGCCAAGGAUGGAGGCUGGGGGGGAAGUGUA